Messenger RNA from Exserohilum turcica Et28A, 1416 nucleotides. RefSeq lists its product as uncharacterized. The transcript has a single exon. The coding region runs from base 1 to 1416 and encodes 471 amino acids. NCBI's taxonomy places the organism in Eukaryota, Fungi, Ascomycota, Dothideomycetes, Pleosporales, Pleosporaceae. The record is from RefSeq and is a predicted model, not a curated record.
AUGGCGUAUCCCCCAACUGUCGACAACGCCCAGGCAUGGUUGGAAAAUGCCAUGCAAGACCUGCACGCAGCUCCCCCUCCCCUCGUACCCUCAAUUCAUCCCGGCUUCGUUUACCGCCAUCCACAAGGCCACCGCCUGUAUCUGCCCAGCGAAGCCUGGACCGUUCGCUGUCUGGCACCUCGAGAGCGGCACCAACUAUACGUGCAGCUUUGCGACCUCGGUCGCGUCCUGCUCCAUAACCAUCCUACGUCUCGUUUAUACAGUAAUGCUUUGCGCGAGCUUGGAGAAAUGAGCGACCAAGUUGCUGAAAAGGAGAAGCAGUGGUACGCCCAAUUUGCUGAUGCGCAGAAUGGGAGUCGAGCCGAGCAUACUCAACGUUUCAAGGACAUUGUUUUGCAACAGACAUGGCCCGUUGAUAUCCUUACCGACCCUCCACUGGAUACAGGGGGCUCACCAGGAUUGCCACAAAGCCAGAAGAAACUUGCAUCGCAAGAUGCUGCCAACAAAAAUCGCCAGCCGCCUAAAAAGGUUCCAUGGGAGGUUGAGCAGCAGCGUCGAGAAGAAAGGAAGAAGAAGGCCGAGGCGGAUCAUGAGCGCUAUUUGUCGCAGAAAGACAUGAUUGAUGCACAAUACCUACUGGGAAACAAGUUCCGCAAGCCGACGGAUCCUGAAUGGCAGAAGCUCGCUGCCUGGGAUGACUACACGGCCGCCCGCAAGAGCAAGCAGCCACAACGUCAGAAGCGACCCAAAAAACACAUGCCGGACACGAGCGGUGAACAGACGAAAAACGAUGUCGUCCCCUGCCCCGAACUCCCCUCACGAGACCUGGCAUCUUACCCAAAGAAAACUGCCGACAUGUAUAUGUGUCUUCAUCUCGACAUGCCAUGCGGUGGAGACGGUAAAUGCAAAGCCAGCGCCCAUAGAUGCUGCCGCGAAGGCCUUUCGCGUCGCGACCUCGAAGACGCCAUCAAGCGCAAGGAAGAGCGCGUCUGUGCCAAGAUUGAAGAGUUGGCUUUCAGAGACGGCAAACUCGACAAGGCUCACAAGACAUGGGAUGGCUGGUACAGCAAAUCGAUGCGCGAUCUCGACAGCACGCGUGUGAAGGCUCGUGCCCCACCCAUGGACUGGACCAACGAUCCGCGUGAUGCUCAGGCGAGACUGAUUCAAGAGGAGCCUCGAGGUACAGAGACAGAGGAGCUGCAAGUCGUCCAGGCUCACAACCCAUCAUACAGCAGCGACAGGGCCAACGUCAGCCUCGGCAAUGCUCUUCUCCCAAGUGCAGGCCUUGAUAUGGGACUUCCAAGCCAAUGCGAUCAACCUAACGCCAGCCCCGACAAUGCUCUUCUCCCUUGCGCAGGCCUUGACUUGGGGCUUCCCAGUGAAUGGGAUGAGGACGACUUUUUCAUGUUUGAGUAG